Messenger RNA from Triticum turgidum subsp. durum (durum wheat), 237 nucleotides. The record is from the annotation of a GenBank genome assembly. Lineage: Eukaryota; Viridiplantae; Streptophyta; Magnoliopsida; Poales; Poaceae.
AUGAUCCCCCUCACGACGCUUAAGGAGCAAUCCUCUGGAUUCCUCGUCAAAGACAGCUGUGUUUUCGGUGUCCAGUUCAUCAAAAUUGUCGCUGUUAAAGGUAACGAUGCGUUGGAGACGCUGUUUGUUCAGAAGACUAGCAACAUCAGCAGCAAUGGCCCACAAGCCUACACCUGGAACAUUGAUGAUUUCUUUGUGUUGAAGAACCCGAGCACCUCUCCAGAGUUUCAGCUCUGA